Molecule: messenger RNA, 4402 nt
Organism: Trichechus manatus latirostris (Florida manatee)
Lineage: Eukaryota; Metazoa; Chordata; Mammalia; Sirenia; Trichechidae
Gene: CHSY1
Product: chondroitin sulfate synthase 1
Exons: 4
Coding region: 92-2317 (741 amino acids)
Cellular component (GO): Golgi cisterna membrane
Molecular function (GO): glucuronosyl-N-acetylgalactosaminyl-proteoglycan 4-beta-N-acetylgalactosaminyltransferase activity
Source: RefSeq, a predicted model, not a curated record
GCGCGGCGAUGCGCGCGGGGCGCUGCUCUGGCCGCACGGCCCGGCCCCAGGUGGAGGCCCGCACGACAGUAACUUUCUCUUCGUGGGAGUCAUGACCGCGCAGAAGUACCUGCAGACUCGCGCCGUGGCCGCUUACAGAACAUGGUCCAAGACAAUUCCUGGGAAAGUUGAAUUCUUCUCUAGUGAGGGUUCAGACACAUCUAUACCCAUUCCAGUAGUGCCACUACAGGGUGUGGACGACUCCUACCCACCCCAGAAGAAGUCUUUCAUGAUGCUCAAGUACAUGCAUGACCACUACUUGGACAAGUAUGAAUGGUUUAUGAGAGCAGAUGAUGAUGUUUACAUCAAAGGAGAUCGUCUGGAGAACUUUCUGAGGAGUUUGAAUAGCAGUGAGCCCCUCUUUCUUGGGCAGACAGGACUGGGCACCACAGAAGAAAUGGGAAAACUGGCACUUGAGCCUGGUGAGAACUUCUGCAUGGGGGGCCCAGGGGUCAUCAUGAGCCGGGAGGUCCUCCGGAGAAUGGUACCGCACAUUGGGAAGUGUCUCCGAGAAAUGUACACCACCCAUGAGGACGUGGAGGUGGGAAGAUGUGUCCGGAGGUUUGCAGGGGUGCAGUGCGUCUGGUCUUACGAGCUCCCUAGGAGAGUACUCUGGCCGCAUCCUGGAGUUCUCCUUUGGCCUCCAGAGGGGAUGCAGUUUACUCCUACGGAAGGGCCCUGCAGGAUGCAGCAGCUUUUUUAUGAGAAUUAUGAACAGAACAAAAAGGGUUACAUCCGAGAUCUCCAUAACAGUAAGAUUCACCGAGCCAUCACGUUACACCCCAACAAAAACCCACCCUACCAGUACAGACUUCACAGCUACAUGCUUAGUCGCAAAAUCGCUGAGCUUCGGCAUCGCACAAUACAGCUCCACCGAGAAAUUGUCCUGAUGAGCAAGUACAGUAACACCGAGAUUCACAAAGAAGAUCUCCAGCUGGGAAUUCCUCCUUCUUUUAUGAGGUUUCAGCCCCGCCAGCGAGAGGAGAUUUUGGAAUGGGAGUUUCUUACUGGAAAAUACUUGUACUCAGCUGUGGAUGGUCAGCCGCCUCGAAGAGGAAUGGACUCCGCGCAGAGAGAAGCCUUGGACGACAUUGUCAUGCAGGUGAUGGAGAUGAUCAACGCCAAUGCCAAGACCAGGGGGCGCAUCAUCGACUUUAAGGAGAUACAAUACGGCUAUCGCCGAGUCAAUCCCAUGUACGGGGCCGAGUAUAUCCUAGACCUGCUGCUUCUGUAUAAGAAACACAAAGGGAAGAAGAUGACAGUCCCCGUGAGGAGGCAUGCCUAUUUACAGCAGACUUUCAGCAAGAUCCAGUUUGUGGAGCACGAGGAGCUGGACGCCAAGGAAUUGGCCAACAAAAUUAACCAAGAAUCUGGAUCCUUAUCCUUUUUCUCCAAUUCCCUGAAGAAGCUUGUUCCAUUUCAGCUCCCUGGAUCAAAAAACGAGCACAAAGAGCCCAAAGAGAAGAAGAUAAACAUAUUGAUUCCUUUGUCUGGACGCUUUGAUAUGUUUUCGAGAUUCAUGGGAAACUUUGAAAAGACAUGUCUCAUUCCAAAUCAGAAUGUCAAGCUUGUUGUUCUGCUUUUCAAUUCCGACUCCAACCCUGACAAGGCUAAACAAGUUGAACUGAUGAGAGAUUAUCGCGUUAAGUAUCCUAAGGCUGACAUGCAGAUUCUGCCUGUGUCUGGAGAAUUUUCAAGAGCCCUAGCCCUUGAAGUAGGAUCUUCCCAGUUUAAUAAUGAAUCUUUGCUCUUCUUCUGUGAUGUUGACCUCGUGUUUACUACAGAAUUCCUUCAACGAUGUAGAGCAAAUACAGUUCUGGGCCAACAAAUAUACUUCCCAAUCAUCUUCAGCCAGUACGAUCCAAAGAUUGUUUAUAGUGGGAAAGCUCCCAAUGACAACCAUUUUGCCUUUACUCAAAAAACUGGCUUCUGGAGAAACUAUGGGUUCGGCAUUACAUGUAUUUAUAAGGGCGACCUUGUCCGAGUGGGUGGCUUUGAUGUUUCCAUCCAGGGCUGGGGGCUCGAGGAUGUGGACCUUUUCAACAAAGUGGUGCAGGCAGGUUUGAAGACGUUUAGAAGCCAGGAAGUAGGAGUAGUACACAUCCACCAUCCCGUCUUUUGUGAUCCCAACCUUGAUCCCAAGCAAUACAAAAUGUGCUUGGGAUCCAAAGCCUCCACGUAUGGGUCCACACAGCAGCUGGCUGAGAUGUGGCUAGAAAAAAAUGAUCCGAGUUAUAGUAAAAGCAGCAAUAAUAACGGCUCAGUGAGGACAGCCUAGUGUCCAGCUCUGCUGGAAAAAUACAUUUUUAAUUAUCUAAUUUAUUUUUCAGAAAUUUUUUGUACGACCCAUUUUUGAAGUCCACACAAGGAUAUAUUUUACAAGUGAUUUUCUUACAAAGGACUCCUUUAAGACUGAGCUUUUUGAACAAAAAUGUGAUCAAUGUUUGCCUUUGAACACAACUUCUUGCUGAACGUUAUGUAGCCGACCUGCUUAAUUAUGACUUGAAAUGUACCCGAUGAACAAAGUGUUUUUACAUUUCCUUCUCAGACCCCUUUGCUACGGUCCUAUGGCAGAAAACGUGAACAUUCCUGCAAAGUAUUAUUGUAACAAAACACUGUAACUCUCGUAAAUGUUCUGUUGUGACUGUUAACGCUGCACAGAUUCUACCUUUUGUCUUUUUUACAAUGAUUUUUAUUUUUUAAAAAAGCCAUUUCGUGUUCCAGUUGUAAAAUAAGGAAAUAAGUUAAUAGUUGUAUCAUCAUCUUCAGGAGGGCUUUGCACAGUUGAUUAUUUCCCCCAGACUGUGCUGGUUGUGGUCAUGUCGUUUGGAAGGCAGGGGGCGAGGAAAGCACAAUGCGGUGGAUGGCUGUUCUUGUCGUAAUUUGUUUGGCUUAAGUGGACCUGGUAUUAAAUUUCAAGAAGGAUUUAUUUAGUAUUUUUCUCUCUUCCUGACCCUUCUCUUUAAAGGGUAAAAUAUUAAUAUUUAGAAUGGCACAGAAGAGUUACUGUAAUAAAUCUAAUGUGUGUGAGCUUAAAAACAACAACAAAACACAUGAAAACAUUGAGGGAAAACGUACCUGGUUUUGUUCACUUCAUCCUGUCUGUGUUACAUUGGUGGAGAUGGUUAUUUCAUUCUUUAAUUACUGUUUUGCUUUAUCGUUUCUUUCUGAAGUACCUUUAAUUUAUUUAAUAUCCAUUGUGUAGCGCUCUGUCAUUUCUCGAGUACCUGUUAUUAGUAUUUAUGUGUAUCAGGAGUGUGACUCACUGUUUAGUAUGUUUGGUUUGCAGUAAACUGAUCUCCAAAGAUUUCCUUUUGAAAACGAUCCCCCCCGCCCUUAAUUUUUACAUUCCUCACUGUUUUACUAAAUAUUAAGUGUUCUUUUUGACAGUUCUGGUGCUGACAUGUUUUGGGGAGCAAAAGUAAAAUGAAUCUGUCAUUACUGCAGAAACUUUAAGUUUGUUUUAAACUCACAGAUCAAAUGUGCCUUAAUAAAUUUUUUUUCAUUUAGAUUUCAAACAAUAAUAGGAUUGCCAUUUUAAUAUACAUCAUUGGAGAUCUGCUUCUUUGUAAAUAGCCUGUUGCUCAUUUGGAAAAAUAAACCAGUGAACAGUAUUUUUCUAUUGUACUUUUCCAAAACAUUUUGUCUCAUUAUUCCUAUUUUAGCUCAAAAAUUGUAUUACAUUCGGAGAGUAAAAAACUUAAACGCUGAUUCAGAACGUUUUUCACGUGAUUUGAGGGAAAUGUGUAUGUGACCUGCAGUUUGGGAGUGGGGUGAAGCUAAAUGCCUCUUCCUCUUUUUUCCUAGUGUGAAGUUGUCUUUGGUCGUUCCCUCUCAGCUUGUUGGCUCCGAGUUCUCUAGAGCACUAGUUUUCCAGCUAGAUCCAAAGACCUUCCAGAGCACUUGAUACAAGCCACCUUCCUGGGCCCGUUAGACCCACUGGAUCAGUCAGAAUCUGCAUGUAACCAGUGCCCCCAGGGUGCCGCGUGCACUGACCUUCUCGGGCCUUAGUGUGGGUCUAGCUGCUGGGAGAACUGCACACAGUUGCUGCAUAGCCCAAUGGUCAAAGUCACGUCUUUGAUGCCAAGGUAGCGAGCUUUUGUGGAAGAGAACUAAGCUCCCAGGAGAGGUAUUUACAGUGUAAUGACAGUUAGGUCCCAGGAUAAUGACACUGUGCUCACACUAAGAAUUGCUGUAAUUCAGCCUAAUUGCAAUUUACUUUAGGGGAGUGUUUAGUUUUCCUUGGGAAAAAGCACAUUUCUUCAGUAAGGAAGAACAUAAUAUACAUCUUGAUGACAAAGUAAUUUAAAUUCUCCCUUAUUUAUCAUAAUAGCAGUAGGGAUUUGGGAAAGAGCGUGAGUGA